AUUGACUGGGCUAAACUGGGACGGUUUUCCGCCCCACCCAUCGUUAGUGUUAACGUUCGCUCGAAUGCGUUUUUUUGUGUGCAACCUGUUCAAAUUACACUCAUCGCUUCCCGACACCCGAUUUCCAGAUGCGUUUCGGAGUGUUACGUCCAUAAAAAUUGCCCCACAUUAUCGCACGACUAGUGCUGUUGCUUCUUUGUUUCAUGGUUAGCCAUAACCUGGAAAGCCAUACCUUCAACAUGGCCACCAUCGUUGCUAUUUAGUGCAUUUAAGUUCAAUUAAGCAGACCAGUACAUCAUGUUGCAAUGGCUUCUUCCAACAUUAUUUUAUAGUGACCCUUUCGCUACAUGCUUAGCAAUUGCCGCGUUUGCGAACUUAGGAAAUUUUCAAAUUUUUAGAAUUUUUUAUUUUUUUAUGAUUUUUUACUCUUUUUUUAAUUUUAAGCAUUGUUUGAGUGAAAAGAAACUUAGUGCAACAAUUUUGCAUUAAAAUAAAACAAAUUUUUAAAUUUUGCUAAAUUGCUCAAAAAAUGGCAAGGGGUAAGCCUUAUGAAAUUUUCGAGUUGAAAUUUUUUUUAAAUUUUUUUUCUGAUUUUUUAUUCUUUUUUUAAUUUAAAGCACUAUUUAAGUGAAAUGAAACUUAUUGCAACAAAUUCCCAUUAAAAUAUAUCACAUUUCUAAAUUUUGGUACAUUGGUGAAAAAUAAGGAAAAUUUUACAUUUUCUCAAACAGGGUAAGGAACUUGGUUCCUCGAAUAACUUCUGGCAGAGACAUCUGAGGGCAUGGCCGUCCAAGAAGAAAAUGUAGCCAUUGUUGCCAUCUAUCGACCACAGGUUAAAGAUUGGCGAUCCGUUGGAUAUAGACCGAGUUAUAGGCAAAACUUGGUGCAAAAAUGAGGAAAAUUUUACAUUUUCUCAAACAGGGUAAGGAACUUGGUUCCUCGAAUAUCUUCUGGCACAGACAUCUGAGGGCAUGGCCGUCCAAGAAGAAAAUGUAGCCAUUAGUGCCAUCUAUCGACCACAGGUUAAAGAUUGGCGAUCCGUUGGAUACCGACCGAGUUAUAGGCAAAAGUUGGUGCAAAAAUGAGGAAAAUUUUACAUUUUCUCAACAGGGUAUGGAACUUGGUUCCUCGAAUAUCUUCUGGCACAGACAUCUGAGGGCAUGGCCGUCCAAGAAGAAAAUGUAGCCAUUGUUGCCAUCUAUCGACCACAGGUUAAAGAUUGGCGAUCCGUUGAAUACCGACCGAGUUAUAGGCAAAAGUUGGUGCAAAAAUGAGGAAAAUUUUACAUUUUCUCAACAGGGUAUGGAAUUUGGUUCCUCGAAUAUCUUCUGGCACAGACAUCUGAGGGCAUGGCCAUCCAAGAAGAAAAUGUAGCCAUUGUUGCCAUCUAUCGACCACAGGUUAAAGAUUGGCGAUCCGUUGGAUACCGACCGAGUUAUAGGCAAAAGUUGGUGCCAAAAUGGGGAAAAUUUUACAUUUUCUCAACAGGGUAUGGAACUUGGUUCCUCGAAUAUCUUCUGGCACAGACAUCUGAGGGCAUGGCCGUCCAAGAAGAAAAUGUAGCCAUUGUUGCCAUCUAUCGACCACAGGUUAAAGAUUGGCGAUCCGUUGGAUACCGACCGAGUUAUAGGCAAAAGUUGGUGCAAAAAUGAGCCUUAAUAAAUUUUUUUUUUUUUGAAUUUUUUGAUUUUUUCAUUAUUUUUCACUCUUUUUUUUAUUUAAAACAUUAUUUGAGUGAAAAGUAACUCAUUGCAACCAAUUGGCAUCAAAAUAAAACAAUUUGAAUUUUUUUGCAAAAUUUCCCAAAAAAUCGUAAGGGGUAAGCCUUAUGAAAUUUUCAAGUUGAAAAUUUUUUAAAUUUUUUUUUCUGAUUUUUUAUUCUUUUUUUAAUUUAAAGCAUUAUUUGAGUGAAAAGAAACUUAUUGCAACAAAUUCCCAUUAAAAUAUAUCACAUUUAAAAAUUUUGCUAAAUUACUCAAAAAUGAGGAAAAUUUUACAUUUUCUCAAACAGGGUAAGGAACUUGGUUCCUCGAAUAACUUCUGGCACAGACAUCUGAGGGCAUGGCCGUCCAAGAAGAAAAUGUAGCCAUUGGUGCCAUCUAUCGACCACAGGUUAAAGAUUGACGAUUCGUUGGAUACCGAUCGAGUUAUAGGCAAAACUUGGUGCAAAAAUGAAGAAAAUUUAACAUUUUCUCAACAGGGUAUGGAACUUGGUUCCUCGAAUAUCUUCUGCCACAGACACCUGAGAGCAUGGCCGUCCAAGAAGAAAAUGUAGCCAUUGGUGCCAUCUAUCGAGCACAGUUUAAAGAUUGGCGAUCCGUUGUAUACCGACCAAGUUAUAGGCAAAACUUGGUGCAAAAAUGAGCCUUAUGAAAUUUUCAAAAUUUUUAUAUUUUUUUUAUUUUUUAUUAAUUUCUUAUUCUUUUAUUAUUUAAAGCAUUAUUUGAGUGAAGAGAAACUUAUUUCAACCAAUUGGCAUUAAAAUAAAUCAAUUUAUAAAUUUUUCUAAAUUUAUGCUAAAUGCCACUCAACCGAUCUAAUUUUUGAACUUGUAUUUGUUUACCUUGUUAUUGCCAGCAAAAUCGAUCUAUCGUGGCCCCUAGGAUAUCGACUAAACUUAGAUGGUGAGUAAACUACUAAACCACACGGCAGGACUGGCGUUCAAAUCCCAUCCGGACCACGUCCCCCCGUAGCAUGGACUGACUAUCCUGCUACGUGGUAAAAUAAGUCUUGAGACGGCCAGGCCGUUCUAACCGAGCAAGCAUAAAAUCCCAUACCAUAGUACUUAUGACUACUUUACCACUUAUGAGAGAAAAAUUAAAAAAAAUCUACUAAACCCCCAUUAAGCAGCAUGGUCACACCAGACGUACUGUUGUUCGGAACGUUCAAGUUCAAAAUCACUCUUCAGCAAAUGGUGUGGUUGUGAUCGAGCAUUAAAAUAACUCGGUUUAUCUGUCCCGCACGGCCAGAGCUAGCGUUAGUGCAUUUUCGGAAGCGGAAGACGCCGGUCGACUGUUCGAAGAUGAAGCUAACGAUCAUGCAGAGAGCGCCACUUAUGUUGAUGGCGAUGUUAAUGCUCACCGUUAUAGCCAGAUCUGAUCCCGUGCCCGGCGAGGUUACGCCGGUGCAGGACAUACGCGUGCUGCUGGAGGAUGUGAAAUCUCAUUUGAAUCGCUUCAAUUCGCAUUACCUUAUCAAUCUUGAGCAGCGCAUUGUGUCGCUGCUUACCACGAUGACUAGUUUGGAUGCAAACGUGAAAACAUUGCAAGAGAAGUCACAAAUUUGGGACGUGUUCCAACAUCACAUCGGUGCCUGGAGCGAGCACAUUAAAUCCGUUGACAACAAGCUGGACAUUUUGCGAAAAGCACACGAUACGCCAUCGCCUACGCUUGAGACGCGCCUCUCCAGUCUGGACUUUAAAGUCCAACAUAUCUUUGAAAAGGUCGACGUUAUUAAUGAGAAGCUGCACGAUAUCACGAAAACUGUGUAUGCACUAUCGAGCAGCAGUGCCAACAAUCGAGGACGGCGAAAUGAUCGUUUAGAAACAGCCGCAGAACAGGCGGCAAUACUGACCAAAAUUGGCCAUCUUCAAAAGCAAAUUAAUCGGAUCGAAAGUAAUGGCAACAGCUGUCAGAACAAAAACAAUGGUCAAGGAAACCGUGUCGGAGCAUCGACUAAACUUAGGAAGGAUGUUUCAGACUCCGAUGAAGAGAUGGAUGAGUUUUUGGACAAGCUGACGGCGAAAAAAUUGCGCGAAAUGGUUUCCAACCGCAAGCAAUGCCGAUCGUUGGACGCACUGACGGGUAUGGUGCGUUCGAUCGAGGAUCGCACAAUACGCAUCUACGAUUUGGAGGCGAACCAGUUCGAGCAAAUCCUGUCUUGCUGCCAGCGAACGAAUCAUGAGGUGGCCACGUUUACAAACAGUGCGGAUAUACUAUUGAAACGUAUCGAACACUUAGUGCUGGAUGUUGAUAGGAAAGUGGAAAAGCGAAACAAUUCACCCUGCACGCAGAAUGUGACUGAUGUCGAUCGAACUGUGCACCAUCCCAUUAUAUCUAGCACUGAGGCCAAAGAGGACGAAAGCUUAGAUGCUUCCGCACAUGUCGAUAUUGGAAGUGGUAGUGAAGGAACAAGUACUAAUGCGGACGACACUAUUGUAAGCUCGGGAACGAUUGAGCAACAGGAUGAAAUCAGUUUCCAUCAUCCGGACAAGGAUGGUUGCCAUCAGCUAUUGAAACGGAUCAGCGGUGUGUACACGUUUGCGGAGGUCGAGCUUAACGAGGCUAGACGGGAUUACAACAGACGGUACUGUGAGUUUUCCACGGAUGGUACGGCGUGGACGGUAAUCCAGCGCCGAAAUUUGUACGAUUUGCAAGAAAAUUUUAAUCGCUCCUGGAAUGAAUACAAGUUUGGUUUUGGGGAUCUUGGUUACGAGUUUUGGUUGGGAAACGAUUUCAUACACAGAUUAAGUUACGACGACAACGUUGAGCUGAGAGUUGAGCUGGAAGAUUUUGAGGGUAACAAAGCAUACGCAGAAUAUGGAGCGUUCCGAAUUGAAUCGGAAAAGUUUAACUACAAUAUUAUGAUUUCGGACUACCAUGGCAAUGCUUCGGAUGGUCUAGCAUACCACAAUGAUCAAGAUUUUAGCACCUACGAUCGAGCGAAUGAUAGAUCGGUUGACAGUUAUCCCUGUGCUCUUACCUUCGGAAGUGGCUGGUGGUUUAACAGAUGUGCGGCUUCGAAUUUGAAUGGAAAAUACUAUUUGGAGAACCCUCGCAAUCACAAAUCGACCGGCAUCCUAUGGGAAUCAUGGCUAGGAGAUUAUUCACUCAAAGCAGCAAAGAUGUUGAUUCGUCCGAAGGAUACAUGGAACAAAGAUGAGGACAUGGCGGAUAAUGAUGCACCGGUAGAUCCGUAAAGUGUCUCAUUCACAUAGCUAUUGCAUUAUUAUAUCCUCAAUCUGCUUGGAAGUUGGUGUUUACCAAAUAUAUUCUGUACUUUAAAUGCAACCAACACAGUCCUUUAAAGCGCUGAAUAUUCUUCUUUAACAUGCUUAUUUACCAAAAGUGAGAGUUAUUUACCA
Messenger RNA from Anopheles funestus (African malaria mosquito), 5083 nucleotides. RefSeq names its product angiopoietin-2-like. The transcript has 7 exons. The coding region runs from base 3023 to 4918 and encodes 631 amino acids. NCBI's taxonomy places the organism in Eukaryota, Metazoa, Arthropoda, Insecta, Diptera, Culicidae. The record is from RefSeq and is a predicted model, not a curated record.